GUUUUGAGGUCAACUGUCAAUUUGUGCGCGAAUAACGUUUGUUGUAAAAGAUUAACGCUUUGUUUUGAUUUUUACUGUUUUGCAGUUAUUUAAUCAAUGGAGGGCGCGGCGACGCCUGAGACGGGGCGUCGCACCCGGGCCGCUCUCGCCGAGAUCCCCACGCGCCUGGACCGUCUCCGCGUCACUCCGCUUCAACCCGUCACCAACUUACGUGAGCUGUCGCCGGCGCUGCCCCCUAGCUACCUCAGCCCGGCACCCUCUCCCGACGAAUUAUGUAUACAGCAGCGAGGAAGAAAACGACAACCAGUAACAUGGUCUCCCGAUAUAGACACCAAACGGAACUCAACAUUUCAUUCUACUAUUCGAACUCCACCAAAGAACUCUCCUGGUCGCACUUCACCUCCUAAACUUGGAGUGACUCUUCGUUCGACACCGAGAAAACGUCUAUUACUUGGCGAAACCGAACGUAUACCUUUAACACCUGAAAAGAUUGACUUUAGUGAUCUUAGCACACCACAAAAAUUUAAAAUAACCAGCCCAAUUAAAGGUACACCGCCUAUCAAAAGAUUCAGAUUAGACAAAACCGUGGAAGAGUUCAGAGGUCCGAUAGAUGUUGCUCUAAAAGGUCUCAGUCCAACUCAACUUGUUAAUAUAAUCAAACGUAUAACUCAGCAUCAUCCAGAAAUAGAACAGGAAAUAAGAAGAGAAAUGCCAACGCCGGAUCUUACUCCUUUAGAAGAGAAACUGAGCUAUUUGAAGUCAAAUAUUUUCAAAAGUCUACCAACAUCGAGACUUACUUCCAAAACCGAUUCACCAGCUUUCUCACGUGCAUCCACACAUUUGGCUGCAUUCAAGAAGUGCUUAAUUGAGCAAGGAAAAACAUUAAUUGACUCACAGCAUUGGGAAUCUGUUGUUAAAUAUGUAUUUCUUGCUUGGAGUUACGUAAGAGCGACACCAGUAUGGGAUAAUCAGCCACAUAAUGCUCAUAGGAAACAGUGUUUUAAGGCUCUGAUCAAUUUCUGCAUGACGUCAUUAAAAAAAGGUUCUCUGGAUAAGGAUGUACUAAUUGAUACACAAGACAAGCUGCAGGAUUUAGUUGCAGAUAGUGAAGAAGUACAGUCAUGCAUAAAACUUAUACAAGGAAGACUUCAAGAUUAUCUUUAAAAUGUGUUAGAUUCAAUUAUAGAUAACAAUUCUAGACAUUUUAAUAUACAUACUCAGUGAAAAUAUCUAGUACAAUCAAUACUUUUUAAAACCUUUUAAGAUAAUU
This is a messenger RNA of Papilio machaon (common yellow swallowtail), 1270 nucleotides long. RefSeq lists its product as uncharacterized. Gene Ontology annotation, biological process: nuclear protein quality control by the ubiquitin-proteasome system; proteasome localization. Gene Ontology annotation, cellular component: nucleus. The record is from RefSeq and is a predicted model, not a curated record. NCBI's taxonomy places the organism in Eukaryota, Metazoa, Arthropoda, Insecta, Lepidoptera, Papilionidae. Bases 97 to 1164 code for a protein of 355 amino acids. The transcript has 3 exons.